AAAAAUUAAAUAUAAAUAUAAAAUAAAACAUCGUACUUUAAAACCCUCAGUCUUCUUCAGCUGUCACUGCUACAAACCCUAAAUUCACCAUGGCCGUAGGAAAGAACAAGAGAAUAUCAAAGGGAAAGAAAGGAGGAAAGAAGAAGGCGUCUGAUCCGUUUGCUAAGAAGGACUGGUACGACAUCAAGGCUCCUUCUGUUUUCAACAACAGAAAUGUUGGCAAGACUCUUGUUACCCGUACUCAGGGUACCAAGAUUGCCUCGGAAGGACUCAAACAUAGAGUGUUUGAGAUAUCACUCGGGGAUCUUCAGGGUGAGGAGGAGCAUGCUUACAGAAAGAUCAGAUUGAGAGCUGAAGAUGUUCAAGGAAAGAACGUCCUCACCAAUUUCUGGGGGAUGAGCUUCACUACAGACAAGUUGAGGUCUUUGGUGAGGAAGUGGCAGACUUUGAUUGAAGCUUAUGUGGAUGUCAAAACAACUGACAACUACACUCUGAGGAUGUUCUGCAUUGGAUUCACCAAAAGACGCCAAAACCAGGUCAAAAGGACAUGCUAUGCUCAAUCCAGCCAAGUUAAACAGAUUCGCCGCAAGAUGAGGGAGAUCAUGAUAGCACAGGCAGCAUCUUGUGAUCUUAAGGAUCUUGUCCAAAAGUUCAUUCCUGAAAUGAUUGGGCGAGAGAUUGAGAAAGCAACAUCAAGCAUCUACCCCUUGCAAAAUGUGUUCAUUCGCAAAGUGAAGAUCCUGAAAGCUCCCAAGUUUGAUCUUGGAAAAUUGAUGGAGGUUCAUGGCGAUUAUUCAGAGGACGUUGGCGUGAAGAUGGAGAGGCCUGCUGAUGAGACACCAGUUGAAGGUGUUACUGAAGUAAUUGGAGCUUAAAAGAUUGCGAGAUGUCUU
Molecule: messenger RNA, 893 nt
Organism: Pistacia vera
Lineage: Eukaryota; Viridiplantae; Streptophyta; Magnoliopsida; Sapindales; Anacardiaceae
Product: 40S ribosomal protein S3a-like
Exons: 7
Coding region: 90-875 (261 amino acids)
Biological process (GO): translation
Cellular component (GO): ribosome; cytosol
Molecular function (GO): structural constituent of ribosome
Source: RefSeq, a predicted model, not a curated record